AUGAAUUCUCGUGUAUAUACAGUCGCCGAACUCUUACAGCGACUCACAGAUCAUGGUAAAUUUCUUCCCUGUGACGAUUCACUGUCGUUCUCAAAAUUCAAAUCAGAUAAACGCGGAUACGUGGCUCUUUUGUACAGUGGCACGGCGAGAAGCUUUAGUGCCAAUUUUGAAAGUCAUAUCAUUAAUUUAAUGGCUGGAUGUCCUUAUACUGUUCAUUUAUUUUUACAUACCUACACGAAUGAUAAUUACCUUCAACAACAGUUGAAUAAUUCUGAAUAUGCAAAUUACUUGUCAGUCAAUUCAACUCUUGCUUAUUUCAAAGGCUACACGAAUUUGGAUAAUCAACGUGUCCUUUUUCGUCAUGCGGUUAAAGCGAAUGUUUUUGAAUAUGUACCUCCGGAAACUUUACGUCAAAUAUAUAAAGAUACUUAUGAUAUUUCGAUUAAACGCUUUCCUAGUCAUCCGCCAGUUCCCGGUGUUUAUUAUAUGUGGCAUAGUCAACGUCGGAGUGAAGAAUUACGUCAAAAAUACAUGAAUGAAACGAAGAUCGUUUAUAAAUGGACAUUUCGGAUGCGUCACGACGGUGUUUACUAUACGAAUUGGUGGCAACGAGCAUUUAAUGUAAUCGUUUAUAAUUCAUCGAGUCCGACACAUAAAAAUUUAACUCAUGAUGUAGCUGAUGAUUGGGGUAUUUAUCGCACUCGUCUCUAUGAUAUGAUCUAUGAGCCAAGAAUACGAUUGCAUAAUGCAUUUUACAUUCCUUUUGGUUGGUCUAACGGUGGCUAUAACGAUCAAUUUGCGGCAUUGUCAUCUGUGAAUGCGAAUCAUUAUUUUAUGCGUAUAUUACAUGUUAAUCGAAUGCUAAAUCACUCGAUUGUUCAUCCUGAAACUUCGAUUCGUCUGAUUGCUGAAUGGAAUAAUAUUAUUGUGGAUAAUAUUAGUGCGACGAUGUGCUAUGAUAUAGUCCGUGUAUUUCCCAGCAUUUCUCUACCGACAAACAAUCGAUCAUGUCGUUACAAGGGAAGUGGUCGAGAAGAUUGUCAAAGGUUAUGUCCGAAAUUAGAAGAGAUUAACAAAGAACUACGAAACAGUUUCAUUCAGGACCCAUCCGUGCUGAAACAGAAUGUGACUCUCAACAACAAUCAAAUACAGAGUCUAUUGUUUCAACAUAUCUCGCGUAUGAAGAAUCAAACUCUUUCGAUCAGUAUUCAAUCAUCAUCGUUCUAUUAUUUCUACCGGUACAUCAAUAUCAAAAACAUCAAUGAUCCUUGUUUAUCUGAAACAUGGUCGAAAGACCAAGGGAAUAAUUAUGAAUCAUACAGAUUCCCAUUUGUUUUACGUUCAUCUAAUUCAAAAAUCAUAACCCAAUACAAUAAAUUGUUAACAUGUGGAACAUCUGUACCUGUCACUAGUUGA
Molecule: messenger RNA, 1416 nt
Organism: Adineta ricciae
Lineage: Eukaryota; Metazoa; Rotifera; Eurotatoria; Adinetida; Adinetidae
Source: the annotation of a GenBank genome assembly